Messenger RNA from Musa acuminata subsp. malaccensis (wild Malaysian banana), 2437 nucleotides. RefSeq names its product probable thimet oligopeptidase. Gene Ontology annotation, molecular function: metalloendopeptidase activity. Gene Ontology annotation, biological process: peptide metabolic process; proteolysis. The record is from RefSeq and is a predicted model, not a curated record. Lineage: Eukaryota; Viridiplantae; Streptophyta; Magnoliopsida; Zingiberales; Musaceae.
UCGACGGUUGAUAUCGCUUCCGACCUUUGAACCUCGCUCGCAAGUAGUCAUAUCCCCCAGCGGCUUCAAACCCUCCUCUAUAGCCCGCCCCUCCUCCCUCCCCCCCCCCUCACCCUUCGUUUCCUGCGAUUUAUCUGCGCGAUGGCCAAGGGGAGGAGAGAGCGGCGGAUUCUGGUGGUCACCGGAGCAGCUGCCUUCGUCGCCGUCGGUCUAAAACUCCUCGUCUCCGCCAUCAAAGCCCACAAACAAAGGAGAAGGAAGAUGCCAGAUGUUCCUGGGUCAAGGGUACUUGUCAACCUAUCUGCUUCAGAAAUUCAAAGGUUAACUGAUCAGAUCAUUGCUAAAUCAAAAGAAGUAUAUGAUUUGGUUGCAUCAGUUCCCCUUGAGAAAGUCUCUUACACGAAUGUUAUCGCCCCUUUGGCAGAACUAGAAGCUUAUCAAUUUUCAUCAGUUCAAUCUUGUGUCUUUCCAAAAAUGGUUUCUCCUUCAAAUGAUAUUCGCAAAGCAAGUGCAGAAGCAGAAAGUCGAUUGAACUUACACUUUUUAACAUGCAGAAAGCGUGAGGAUGUAUAUCGUGUCACUAAGGCUUUUGCUGAUAGAGGAGAAUGGCUAGGCUAUGAAGCAAAACGAUACACCCAAUGCUUGGUUAAAGAGUUCGAGCGGAAUGGUGUUAAUCUCGCUCCAAGCAAGAAAAAAGAAUUGGAGAAUUUGGGAGCACGAAUAGAAGAACUAAGUUUGCAAUACGCCCAAAAUCUUAGUAUGGAUAACAGUUUUCUUCUUUUGGGCGAGUCAGAGCUAGCAGGAAUGCCUCUUCAAUUCAUCAAGAGCUUAGAGAAGACCGAAGAUGGUAAACUGAAAGUUUUCUUGAGAAGUCAUAAUGUUACUCCGAUACUUGAGCAUUGUAAGAUAAGGGCUACACGAAAGUCAAUUGCUGUAGCUUAUGGCCAGAGGUGUGGAAAAGAAAAUCUUGAUAUCUUAGAAAAUUUGGUCCAGAUACGCCAUAAAUAUGCUCAGUUGCUUGGUUAUUCUAACUAUGCUGAAUUCACUCUUGAAUCUAGAAUGGCCAGGACAUCUGAAAAGGUUUUUGAAUUUUUGGAAGAUAUCUCAGAGAAUUUAAGUGAUUUGGCAAUGGAAGAACUUAAUGUGCUCAAGGAUCUCAAGAGAAGGGAGGAUGGGGAUUCACCUUUUGGAAUGGAAGAUUUAUUGUACUACAUGAAAAGGGCCGAGGAACAGCAUCUUGAUCUUGACCUUGGAGAAGUUAAACAAUACUUUCCUGUCAACUUGGUUAUGUCUGGCAUUUUUAAGAUAUUUCAAGAUCUGUUCGGUAUAAGAAUUGAGGAAAAUAAAGAUGUUGAGGUUUGGCAUGAAACUGUGUGCCUCUUCUCUGUUACUGAUGUCAGCUCUAAUGAGCUUUUGGGUUACUUUUACCUUGACAUUCAUUCCAGAGAAGGAAAAUAUGCCCAUACUUGUGUUUUGGCCCUUCAAAAUGGUAACUUAUCAUCUAAUGGCACCCGUCAGAUUCCAGUUGCACUACUGCUUUCUCAAUGUCCAAAACAAAUAGAUGAUAAUCCUGUGCUAUUGCGGUUCUCAGAAGUUGUUACUUUCUUCCAUGAAUUCACCCAUGUGGUCCAUCAUAUAUGCAUUCGUGCAACAUUUUCCAGGUUUUCUGGACUACGAUUAGAUGCUGACUUUAUUGAAGUUCCUAGUAAGCUUCUUGAGAACUGGUGUUAUGAGAGCAUCUCGUUGAAAAUUAUGUCUGGUUACUACCAGGAUAUUACAAAAUCUGUCACAAGUAGUAUGUGUACAUCAUUAAGGAGAAAACGAGAUUUGUUUUCUGGCCUUAGGCUCAAGCAAGAAGUCCUACUAUGCCUCAUAGAUCAGUUUAUACAUUCAAGUGAAAAUGUCGACAUAUUAGAGUUACUAAAGCAUUUACAUCCUAAGGUAAUGCUGGGGAUACCACUUUUGGAAGGGACCAACCCAGCCUCUUGUUUCCCCCAAAUUGUUAUUGGCUCUGAAGCCAUUUGCUACAGUUAUAUUUGGAGUGAGGUUGUUGCUGCUGACAUAUUUGCAGCAAAGUUUCAGGAGGAUUUGCUGAAUCAGUAUGCAGGGUUGCAGUUCAGAAAUAAGGUAUUAGCUCCAGGAGGAGCCAAGGACUCCCUUGAGAUUCUGUCAGAUUACUUGGGAAGAGAGCCAGCAAUUCAUUCAUUUAUUGAGAGCAAAACCAGAAAUAGCUUGUAAAGGGCAUGCAUACUCAUUGAAUGUGUUCCAACAUUAACUUAAGUCGGCUGAACUUUCUCAGAGCAUGACUCCAAGAUUAUGAUUCCGAUGAGUUUUUGUGUUUUUGUGAAAUCUUUUCAAAUGUUGGUCUGGAAGUUUGUCAAUGGGCUGUUGCUUUUAAAUCAGUCGUUUGAUGUUAUAUGGCAUUAAUUAUAUGGAA